UAUAAAAUCGAAAGAGAUAUUAAGAAAGAAGAAAUAAAAGAGGAUUGUGAUGUAAAACAUGGUAUAAAAUCAGAAUGUAAAGUUGUCUUGAAAAAAUUGAAGAUUGAAGUAAAGACUGAAGAUCGUAAAGAAGUUGUUCAUCUCCCAGAUGAUGAUGUAAACGUAUUGCCUGUCAACAAUGAAUACUUCACUCCAAAUGAAAAUUUUAACAAAAAUGAAAUGAACAUCCAAAUUGAAGAGGAAGAGGAAAUUAACGAAUACAAUAUCCAUCAGAAUUCAAAAAUAGAGAAACGAUUUAAAUAUAAUAUUAAAACAAAAAGCUACCUUUCUUCGAGUAGAAAAUGGAAUAAAAUUUAUGAUAAGAUUAAAAGGAAAUACUUCAAGUUUAUGUUUUCAUCAGAUUCUAAACAAGAAUUUACGUGUGAAUUGUGUAAACAGACAUUUACAAAUAAGAGAAUAUUAGAAACACAUCUGUUCUGUCAUAUCAGAAAAAAACCAUUUCGCUGCACAACCUGCAAUAAGAAGUUUUUGUGGCAAUUUCUUCUGCGAAGACACAUGGUAGAACACAAAACUGGAAAUGAAAACGAAAUCUCUCACAUGAAUUUACGUUUGCAGCUAUCUGGAAAUCGAGCGAAGACAUCGCGAAGAAAUGGUAAAAAUAUUAAUCUCCAGAGUAAAAACGACAUUUGUGGUAAGCGCGUUCGUUACGGUAAAAGCCGUUUAGAGAAACACAAGAGAAUAUACGAAGUUCAUGCCUGCAAAAUAUGUGGAAAAGAAUUUAAGUGGAAACGGGAUUUUUUACGUCAUAGAGCAUGGCAUGGCGAAGAUCAACCUAUCAAAUCCGAUGUUUGUAAUAAAAAUUUUAAAAGGAAAAAGCAACUAAAAAGCCAUAAAAAAGCAUACAAUGAUGAACGUCCUUUUAAAUGGACUAUUUGUAAUGAAGAUAUUAAUCGAAAACAGGAACUAAAAAGGCAUCACUCAACCGAUAGUGAAGAACGUCCUUUCAAAUGCGAUAUUUGUAGUAAGGGUUUCAAAUUGAAAGGGCAACUAAAAAGCCAUCAAAUUAUUCAUAAUGAAGAACGUCCUUUUAAAUGCGAUUUUUGUAAUAAGAGUUUCAAACGAAAACAAGAUGUAAAAAGGCAUCAAAAUAUUCAUACUAAAGAACGUCCUUUCAAAUGCGAUAUUUGUAAUAAGUAUUUUAAACAGAAACAGGAGCUAAAAAUGCAUCACUUAACUCAUAGUGAAGAACGUUCUUUAAAAUGCGAUAUUUGUAAUAAGGAUUUAAAAUGGAAAGAGCUACUAAAAAGCCAUCAAAAUAUAGUGAACAAUGUCCUUUCAAAUGCGAUAUUUGUAAUAAGAGUUUUAAAAGAAAACAGGAUUUAAAAACGCAUCAAAAUAUUUAUAGUGAAGAACGUCCUUUUAAAUGCGAUAUUUGUAAUAAAAGUUUCAAAUGGAAAGUGCAAGUAAAACGCCAUUACGAAACUCAUACUGAUGAACGUAACUAUUUUUCUUAAGUAUGUAAGAAAAGGUUUAAUAAAAAUGUUU
Molecule: messenger RNA, 1545 nt
Organism: Centruroides sculpturatus (bark scorpion)
Lineage: Eukaryota; Metazoa; Arthropoda; Arachnida; Scorpiones; Buthidae
Product: zinc finger protein 726-like
Exons: 4
Coding region: 220-1383 (387 amino acids)
Cellular component (GO): nucleus
Source: RefSeq, a predicted model, not a curated record